GCGCCCAGGCGGCUGCGCGCCCCGCCGAGCGGUUCUCGGCCGGCUCGCCCUGGCUCCCCACCUCACCUACCGGAGCUCCCUAGGGCUCCGACCCGCCUGACUCAUCUGGGAUGGGUGGCGGGGGGUGGGGGAGGCUCGGGAGGGCGGAGGAACGGGAGGAGGCGGGGAGGAGGCGUCGCCAGGGCGCAGGUGAAACCGACUCCGACCUAUCCCGGGAACUUUCGCCGCCAGGUCUCGCUGCCAGAGGCCCGCGCGGCGCUCUGCCACCAGGUUGCGAGCGGGGUCUUAGCCCUGGGGGUCGCCUCCCGGGGGACCCCCGGCCCUGCUGGCGCUCACAGGGGCUGCGGGCCGCGCCGGGCUCCGUGGCUGAUGGAGGCGGGUGGUGCCGCCCCGGGCGCAGGUGACACUCGCUGGGCCGUGGUUGCGGCUGCCGGCGCAGAGCGCCGGAGGGGCCAGCCGCGGGCACAGCGCGGGCAGGGGCCAGCAAGCCAGCGAUGGCCCGCGAGCUGAGCCAGGAGGCACUGCUGGACUUCCUGUGCCAGGCUGGGGGCCGAGUGACCAACGCCGCCUUGCUGAGCCACUUCAAGAGCUUCCUCCGAGACCCCGACGCGCCUCCGAGCCAGCGCCAGCACCGCCGCGAGCUCUUCAAGGGCUUCGUCAACUCGGUCGCCGCAGUGCGCCAGGACCCCGACGGCACCAAGUUCGUGGUACUCAAGAGGAGGUACCGAGACCUUCUGGGGGAGGAGGGGCUCCAGCGACCCCGCGAGCCGCCCGCGGCCGCCGCCCCUGCAGGGGGAGCUGCGCCCCGGGGGCAGCCGCAGCCCCAGCGGCAGCGGCGGCGCGAGAAGGAGCCGGAGGCGGAGCCAGCAGGUGCCGCAGUCCCAGCGGCGGACGCAGGUUGCAAUGGCCUCUCGGCCGGGGAGGGCGGCGGGCCGCGGGACAGCCCUAGCUCUGGGGCGCCGGUGCCCGCCGCGGCUGCCCAGGCCGCGGUCAGAUGCGCCGCGGCGGAGACGCAAGGCCGCUGCUGCUGGGAGUGCCUCCAGAACGGCCUGGGGACGCUCCCGGACCCCGCCGCCGGCCAGAAGCCGGUGGGGACGCCGCCUCUCCCGGGCGAGCGCGGGGCUCCGGGGCAGCGGCGAGAAAGCACCUCUGCCGAGCCCGCGCCGCGCCGCUCGCCUCCCGCCACCGUCGGGGCUUCCCCGCCAGCUCUGCUGCCCAGCGCCGACGCCCCCGGAGAGCGGCGGGAGCCGCUGAGCCCCGGCUCCCCGCACCUUUCGACCUCGCAGCUGCAGCGGCAGCGCACUCGAGAGUGGGUGGCCAGACACCCGCAGAGGGAUGCGGGCCCGGUGCGGGCCUGGUCGGUGCUGCCGGACGACUUCCUCCAGCUGCCAUCGGAGCCCAACCCCGCACCGCCGCCGCCGGAGCCCCCGCAUCGCCCGCGUUCCCUCUCGGCUGUGGUGGCCAAGGAGCGCCCUGAGUUCUGGCCCGAGAACCCUCCGCUGACUGUCUUUCGUAGUAUCCGUUGUCAGCUGUCGCUCCAAGACCUGAAUGACUUCGUGGACCAGGAAAGCCACGGCAGUGAGGAGAGCAGCAGUGGGCCCAAAGAGUCCCCGGGGGGUUCCGAAGAGGCGCUACAGGUGGCCCCGCGCACCCGGGACUGCAGCAAGCCGGGGAGUCCAGCCCAGCAUCUUGGCGCGUCUCCCAAGGUCGCCGCAGCCCUCAAGGUCGCCGGCAGCCCCCGCCGGAGCCCUCAGGGCCUCGGGGACACCGGGGCCGGUGGCUCAGCUCAGCACGUGGCUAAUGGCCUUGCACAGCACCCCCAGGGGCCGUUCCCCGGGCCAGCGCCCAAGUUGAGGAGGUCCCUUCGGAGGAGCUCCCGGGCCGGGAGGCCCAAGCUCUCGUCCUCGGAUGAGGAGUACCUGGAGGAGGAGUGUCGGAAAAGGAGCAGGCGCCCACCACGCUCCCGGAAGCCGUCCAACGCGGGAGCCGUGUCCAGCCCGAGGGUGGAUGCCGCCUUGACACUGAAUCUCACCGGCCUUCAAAGGGCUGUGGCUGAGACAGGCCGGCCCCAGGGCGCCUGGGCCCCCAAUGUGGAGAGGUCUGCGGCCUUGGUCCCUUCCAGACCCGAGCACAAGCCGUCCCUGGUGCCCCUGGACGCCAGGGAGCAUGCAUGGAUUGUGAUGCUUGCCAGUGGCUCCUGGGAGCAGGUGCUGGCUUUGUUCUGGGAGGACCCCCAGCUGGCCCUGCACAAAGACUUUCUCACGGGGUACACUGCCCUGCAUUGGAUAGCCAAGCACGGUGCCCUGCCGGCCCUUUGCGGCUUGGUCAACGCAGCACAGAAGGCAGGAGUUGCUCUUGAUGUAAACGUGAGGUCGGGCUGUGGGUACACCCCGCUGCACCUCGCCGCCAUCCACGGCCACCAGGGCGUCAUCAAGCUGCUGGUGCAGAGGUUGGCGUCCCGGGUGAACAUCCGGGACAGCAGCGGGAAGAAGCCCUGGCAGUAUCUGACCAGUAAUACCUCUGGGGAAAUCUGGCAGCUCCUGGGAGCCCCCCGGGGCAAGCCCAUUUUCCCCGUCUAUCCCUUAGUUCGAAGCUCUUCCCCUACCAGGAAGGCCAAGAGCCGGGCGGGCUCUCGGAAUGUCUCCCGCAAGACGUCUUUGGCUGCACUCCUUAAAAGUCAGCACCACAAAUGGAAGUUGGCCAACCAGUACGAUAAAUUCCCUGCUCCAAGGGAAAGAGACAGUGACUGAGGCUGGCCCCUCCUGACCCCUGCGGCCACCACGCCCUCUUCCUUGAGCUACUCAGAGCCUGGAGUGGGGGUAGUGCUGGUGACAACAGAGGUCCCCGAGCUGGCCCACCUUGCAUCUACUUCCCCGGAUUCUAGGUUAAGUUAGCACAGCCUGGACCUCAGGGGUCAUCCAGGCUGUUCCAAGUCUUUGGGCUGCUCAAACCCACACAAGGGGCAGAGAGCCAGCCAGGUGCUGGACACCGGACAGGUGGUCUUCCUGUUCCCUUGGCACCAAGGAUGUGGGCACACGAAGCCAGCUUGUCCCGUGCAGCAGCAACCUCAGGCCUUGGCUGGAGAGAGCACAGAUGUCCAACAACAAGAGAGGCGAUUCGAGGAACUGACGAAGCUCAGACAAAGCCCGCUCUGGCUAGCAGCUUCCUGGCUCCCAUUCACUUGGCUGAGACUAGAAAGCGCCAGGUUGGAAAUCAGAUGGCUUCUCCCCUCCCCCACCCCCACUUUUUUUUUUUUUUGCAUCCAAAUCAGUGAAAUAAAAUUAUUACUAGAGAGCAGAAUUUAAGUGAUUUCCUCAGCUCUGUCCCUGGACCCCCUGAUGAGGGAAGCAGCUGGGAGCGACCCACUUACGACCUGGACUCCGCUCGCUCUGGAGGGAAAUGAUGGAUAUUCGGGCCCUGUUUUUCUGCAUCAAUCCAAAGGGAACUUUCUAAAUAGAAAACCCAUGUGGCUCCUUUGCAUAAUGACUGAAGCCAUCCCUCAGGGAACUCCCCAUGAAACAAACAACAGACUUACUCUUCCUGCUUUCCAGUAGGUUGGAAUGGCCACCGUGCGUGCCUGCUGCUCCUGCCAACAGAGAACUGAUCUCACUGGGGGCAAGCUGUCAGCGUUAGGAAGAGACUGCCUCCUCGCCAGGACUUUUCCAAGCUGCUAAAUACAGUUUUAUUUGCACUAAAUUUGUUGCCAAUUAAGAUUAAAGAUUAGCCUUGAAGUACUGUAUGUCUAGCAGGAAGUGAGCGCUCCUUUUAAUUGCUUGAGAAGGGACUGGUCGUCCUGUGACCCUGGCAUGAGACCAUGUCUGUUCUACAAAUGGCAGUAAAUUCAAUUAAAUGUCCAAGUGGAAAUUGUGAAUUCUUUAUGGAACUGGUUUCAUUUACAGUGGCUAUGAUGCUAUAUUUCACUAUAUUUUUGUGUUUCUUGUUACUUUCAUCCCUUGAAAGAUCAAUGGAUCUUUAUAAUUUAUUGUACUCAGACUAAUUACUGUUAAUGUUCUUUACUGAAUUGUGUCUCAGUGAGUGUCACAUAUUUUUGUUUCUUUGCAUUUUUUGUAAUUUGCUGAAAUAAAUAUAUCUCUUCUACCGCAAAACAAAAAAUAGGCAUGAUAAAUAAAUCAAGGAUUUUUUUUUCUCCAUAAAAAAGACCUAUGUAAGAGAUGAAACUUUCGCAAAUCAUAUCAAGAAGAAAGUGAGACAUCCACAGAGGGCAGGGCAUGGUUUGGAGAGAUUAAUAUUUAAAAAAAAAAAACAAGAUGAAUAUCUAUGCAAAUGCAAGCUUCUUUUAAAAGCCAAUGAAUUGUUUUUACUUUGCUAUAUUAUUAUCUCUACAUCAAUGUAUUCAACAGAUAUGUUUGCUUAGGGCUGUGAGAUUUAUCAAGAUAAGUGGGACAUGACCUUCCCCUUUUGAAACUUAAAAUCUCACAAUAUUUAUUCUUGAUUGCUUUAUUCCCUAUUGUGUUCCCAAGGUAUCUUUUAAAGCUGCAUUAUUUUAGAUAGAAACUUGUAAAAUGAGGCACCGAGGGAUUAAACAAUGUGGUACUGGAACUGAGGACAAACAACAGCAAUGCAAGAAAAGCUGUCCAGAGUGUCCUACAUGCGAGAUCUAGUGCUCUGGCAGAUUUCAGAGCAGAGCGCCUUUUGGACUGGGGCAAUCAGGGCAGGCUUCCUGGAAGCCAGGAAUCUUUAUGUGAAUGAUACCAGCCUUCCCAAGGAACCAGCUUUGUAAGUUUGACCACAUUCUUGACUUGUGCUUCAGUGUGUGACUUCCCUCCACCAGGGCUGGCUGAACAUGAUCACAAGCUGCAGGUCUGUCCUGUGUCCUCUCUGACUGUGGUCCGUGUGCUUACCCCGUCCACACGCUGUGCUGGGCAGGGGUUAGGGUGGAAGAGGAUGUCAAGAGCAGAGCAAAACGCAGACCAGAUUUGGCCACCCUCUUGCUGAUGGUGUAAAAUCCAGGCUCACAAGUCUGCCGGGCCCAGCACACUGUCCUAGCCCCAUGGCAGCCUCCCCAUGUCACCAGCCCUAUGUGGAUGCCACACAAGACCCACUGGGGCUCAGGGCCCUACCUCUCGAUUUCUGUAUUGGAGCUGGGUUCCCUCAGCUUAGAGCACCCCUGCCCCAACCUUCUUUUUUUUCCUGUGUUCCUGGUAAACUUGCUCAUUCCUCAAGGCAGAGCUGAAAUGUCACAGCCGGUGUGAGGACAGCAGGGCAAACACACCCAAGCCAGCGAUGGACAGCUCCACCCACAGAUUUCACAGCAGGGGCCGGCGUUUGGCCCAGCCGUUAAUAUGGUGCUUGGGAUGCCCACUGUACCCCGUAUCUGGGCAGCUGAUUGGAGUGCAGGAUCCACUCCGGAUUCCACUUCCAGCUAAUGCUCACCCUGGGAGGCAACAGGCGAUGGCUCAGCCAUUUGAGUCCCUCUCACCCAGAUGGGAGGCCCUGACUCCUGGCUUUGGUGUGGCCCAACCCUGGCUGUUGUGGGUAUUUAGGGAAUCAACCAGUGGGUGAAAUAUCUCCAUCUCUAUCCCUCUCUCUCUUUCUCUGCCUUCCAAAGAAAUUGUUUAAAAAGAAUCCUCAUGGGGCCGGUGCUGUGGUGUAAUAGGUUAAGCCUCUGCCUGGGUGCUGGUUCAAGUCCCGGCUGCUCAACUUCCCAUCCAGCUCCCUGCUGAUGGCCUGGGAAAGCAGUAGAAGAUGGCCCAACUACCUGGGCCCCUGCAUCCACGUGGGAGAUCUAGAAGAACUCCUGGCUUCAGAAGGAUCAGCCCCCAGCUCCGGCCUUUGCAGCCAUCUGAGGAGUGAUCCAGCAGACGGAAGAUCUCUCUUUGUCUCUCCCUCUCUCUGUCUGUAACUCUGCCUCUCAAAUAAAUAAAUAAAUUUUUUUUAAAAAAUCCUCAUAAUACUAUGUACAUACAUGACUUAGAAUUUUUGCCACUGUGAAACAUGGUCUCCCAAAAUUUCCUGUAAAAUGUGUAUUAUGACAAAACCAUGAGGGCCAGCACAGUGGCAUAGUGGGUAAAGCCACUGCCUGCAGUGCCGGCAUCCUAUAUGGGCACUGGUUCAAAUCCCAGCUACCCUACUUCCAAUCCAGCUCUCUGCUAUGGCCUGAGAAAGCAGUGGAAGAUGGCCCAAGUCCUUGGGCCCCUGCACCCACAUGGGAGACCUGGAAGAAGCUCCUGGCUCCUGGCUUUGGAUUGGCACAGCUCCAGACAUUGUGGCCAUCUGGGGAGUGGACCAAUGGAUAGAAGACCCCCCCCCCCCCUCUCUCUGCCUUGGCCUCUCUGUAACUAUACUUUUUGAAUAAAAUAAAUAAAUCUGAAAUAAAAAAUGACAAAACCAUGCAUAGAUUUUUAAUUUUUUUCUGCAGUAAAAUAAACAUCAUU
Molecule: messenger RNA, 6395 nt
Organism: Oryctolagus cuniculus (rabbit)
Lineage: Eukaryota; Metazoa; Chordata; Mammalia; Lagomorpha; Leporidae
Gene: SOWAHB
Product: sosondowah ankyrin repeat domain family member B
Molecular function (GO): protein binding
Source: RefSeq, a predicted model, not a curated record